AUGUCCUUUUUUUCCUGCUUUCUUCUUAUACUCUAUGUAAAAUUGUUAAUUCUUCCCUCUUUUCAUUUAUAUCCGUUCUUUCCUAAUCAACCAUUAAGAUUUCCUCUCAACCCAGAGUCAGUUUUGCUUCUCAAUAGAAGCCAUUCUUAUGAUAACGACAUCAUGCCGACUAUUGUCAAACAACAAGCCGCCAACAAUUCGGUCGCCACAGAAUCGACUUCACAGCACCAUUCUCUUGCUUCUUUCAACCUGUCCUACUUUACGACACAAGAUGUCUACUACUUCUUUUUUUUUUACUCCAUUUUCUCUCAUCAUUUUGUCAUCUUUCUUUUUUUCUUGUCAACUCCAUCUGUUACCCAUUUUCUCAUCUGUCAAUGUAUUUUAUCUUUCUUUCUUUCAUCUAUCUCUCUUCCUGUUUCUAUCUCUCCACCUAUAGUCUUUCUUUCUUUCUUCAUAUCUAUCUAUCUAUCUAUCUAUCUAUCUAUCUAUCUAUCUAUCUAUCUAUCUAUCUCGUUUAUUCUGUGCAUGAUCAAAAUAUCUCUCUCUAUCUAUCUAUCUAUCUUACAUCCGUCUUUCAUUUAG
Molecule: messenger RNA, 582 nt
Organism: Acanthosepion pharaonis
Lineage: Eukaryota; Metazoa; Mollusca; Cephalopoda; Sepiida; Sepiidae
Source: the annotation of a GenBank genome assembly